This is a messenger RNA of Raphanus sativus (radish), 1854 nucleotides long. Its product is annotated as scarecrow-like protein 15. Gene Ontology annotation, cellular component: nucleus. The transcript has a single exon. Gene Ontology annotation, molecular function: DNA-binding transcription factor activity; sequence-specific DNA binding. The record is from RefSeq and is a predicted model, not a curated record. Gene Ontology annotation, biological process: regulation of DNA-templated transcription. NCBI's taxonomy places the organism in Eukaryota, Viridiplantae, Streptophyta, Magnoliopsida, Brassicales, Brassicaceae. Bases 200 to 1672 code for a protein of 490 amino acids.
UUAUAUUCCAUAAACCAAAACCCGGAUUAGACACGGUUACCAAGUUGAAAAAAAAACAUUUUUUGCAGGCACUUUCUCGAUCUAGGAUAAAAAGCUUGCCCAUCAUACCUUUCAAAAGCCCCGCCACCUUCUUCUUCAACACUUGCACAGAGAGAAAAAGACUUCACUUUUUUUUUUCUUUCUUUCUUCUUACAAUAACAUGAAGGUCCAGGCUUCGUCUCCUCAAGACAACCAACCAUCAAAUACGACCAACAACACUAACAGUACCGACAAUACUACUAAUCAGUUACCAUCGAUGGACGAACAUGUGAUGCGUUCCAUGGACUGGGAUUCGAUCAUGAAGGAGCUGGAGCUAGACGAUGAUUCCACACCUAACCCCUUGAAGACAGAGUUCACAACCACAGAGUCCGCAAUAGGACCACUCUACGCCGUCGAUUCCAACCUCCCUGGCUUCCCCGAUCAGAUCCAACCGUCUGAUUUCGACUCAUCCGAUGUUUACCCCGGUCAAAACCAAACCUCCGGUUACGCUUUCAAUUCUCUCGACAGCGUCGACAAUGGAGGCUUCGAUUUCAUCGAAGACCUCAUCCGAGUCGUGGACUGCGUCGAAUCGGACGAGUUACAGCUCGCUCAGGUGAUAUUAUCACGGCUCAACCAACGCCUGAGGUCUCCGACGGGCAGACCGUUACAGAGGGCAGCGUUUUACUUCAAGGAAGCACUCGGUUCGCUUUUAACCGGAUCGAACCGAAACCAAACCCGUUUAUUAUCAUCUUGGACCGAGAUCGUUCAGAAGAUACGAGCGGUUAAGGAGUUCUCCGGUAUAUCCCCGAUCCCUCUCUUCUCUCACUUCACCGCGAACCAAGCGAUCCUCGACUCCCUGAGCUCGCAACAGUCGUCUUCCCCGUUCGUCCACGUGGUGGACUUCGACAUCGGGUUCGGCGGCCAGUACGCGUCGCUCAUGAGGGAGAUCGCCGAGAAAUCGAUAAGCAGCGGGUUUCUACGAGUCACGGCGGUGGUGGCGGAGGAGUGCGCCGUCGAGACGCGGCUGGUGAAGGAGAAUCUGACUCAGUUCGCGGCGGAGAUGAAGAUCCGGUUCCAGAUCGAGUUCGUUCUGGCGAAGACGUUCGAGAUGCUGUCUUUCAAGGCGAUCAGGUUCGUCGACGGAGAGAGAACCGUCGUUCUGAUAUCUCCGGCGAUAUUCCGACGUCUGAGCGGAAUCGGAGAUUUCGUUAAUAAUCUGCGGAGAGUCUCGCCGAAGGUCGUCAUCUUCGUCGACGGCGAAGGAUGGACGGAGAUCGCCGGAGCCGGAUCGUUCCGGCGGGAGUUCGUCGCCGCUCUCGAGUUCUACACGAUGGUGCUGGAGUCCCUCGACGCCGCGGCUCCUCCGGGGGAUCUGGUGAAGAAGAUCGUGGAGGCGUUUGUUCUGCGACCGAAGAUCGCCGCGGCGGUGGAGACGGCGGCUGAUAGGAGAAACGCGGGAGAGAUGACGUGGAGGGAAGCGUUCUGCGGCGCGGGGAUGAGGUCGAUACAGCUGAGCCAGUUCGCGGUGUUUCAGGCAGAGUGUUUGCUGGAGAAGGCGCAGGUGAGAGGAUUCCACGUGGCGAAACGGCAGGAGGAGUUGGUGCUGUGCUGGCAUGGGAGGGCGCUGGUUGCGACGUCGGCUUGGAGGUUUUAAAAGGAUGAACCGUAAAUGGUUUGUUAGGUUUAGAGUGGGUUUGGUUUAACAAAAAUGAUAUAAUAGAAUCAAAUUGUAUCUACUACGCCUUCAAUAUUUUUCGGUUUAUCCCUGUUUUUCAAUCUUUUUUUGGUUGGUGUUUCUAAUUUAAAUAAGGAAAUAAAAUAGUUUCUUACGAAGUC